AUGGCUUUAGCUAGAAGUAUCAGACAUGUGGGCCGAACAUGGAGGUCUAUCCACACUGCUGCAGCUCUGCGAGGAGGAGACGGCCAACUGUUUGUGCACAGAGACAGCUCAGUCAACAAUCCCGACACUCCAUUCACCUUUACUCAAGACAAUCUCAAACGUAUUGAGGCUAUUCUAGCCAACUACCCAGAGGGCCACAAGGCAGCUGCAGUCAUUCCAGUGCUGGACCUGGCACAACGACAACAUGGAUGGCUCCCCAUUUCAGCCAUGAACAAUGUAGCUGAACUACUCAACAUUUCUCGAAUGCGAGUCUACGAAGUGUCUACCUUCUACACCAUGUUCAAUCGUAACCCAGUGGGUAAAUACCACAUCCAAGUGUGCACCACUACUCCCUGUAUGCUGUGUGGUGCCAACGACAUUGUGAAGACAAUAUCUUCCAAGUUAAACAUAGGAGUUGGUCAAACCACUGAAGAUAAUUUAUUUACGAUGGGCGAAGUGGAGUGUCUUGGAGCUUGUGUAAACGCACCCAUGGUACAAAUUAAUGACAACUACUAUGAAGAUCUGACGACUUCCGAUAUGGAGAACAUUUUGGACCAGUUGAAGUCUGGGAAGGAACCCAAAGGUGGACCCUACAAUGGACGGUUUGCUGCUGAGCCUAUCACAGGUCUCACCACCUUGACCACACCCCCUACAGGACCCGGAUUUGGAAUCAGAGACGAUCUUUAGUUGAUUAGUGACGACUCUCUUAGAUUGUUUAUUCUACUGUGUAUUGUAUUGUAGAUGUAUUAUUUUUGUUCUAUACACUCUCCUUUCAUUGUGAACUGUUUGUAAUGACAACCUUUUCCCUUUAAAACA
This is a messenger RNA of Halichondria panicea, 855 nucleotides long. RefSeq names its product NADH dehydrogenase [ubiquinone] flavoprotein 2, mitochondrial-like. NCBI's taxonomy places the organism in Eukaryota, Metazoa, Porifera, Demospongiae, Suberitida, Halichondriidae. The transcript has a single exon. Gene Ontology annotation, molecular function: NADH dehydrogenase activity. Gene Ontology annotation, biological process: mitochondrial electron transport, NADH to ubiquinone. The coding region runs from base 1 to 726 and encodes 241 amino acids. The record is from RefSeq and is a predicted model, not a curated record.